Molecule: messenger RNA, 2256 nt
Organism: Mollisia scopiformis
Lineage: Eukaryota; Fungi; Ascomycota; Leotiomycetes; Helotiales; Mollisiaceae
Exons: 6
Coding region: 43-2241 (732 amino acids)
Source: RefSeq, a predicted model, not a curated record
CUUCCUAUCAAAUUCUAAGAACUUUACUGUAGCGGAAGAAAUAUGACUUCUAGGCCUACGGCUGUUCCUGAUAAUGACGAAGAUGUUGAAGAGCCUUUACCAGCUCACGUGCAUUUCGUACGAGAUGGACUUCUGAAUUUCAAUCAGUUCAUUACUCUGCAGGCAGCUAUGGCCUAUUUGAAAUCUGAGGGUCCUCUGAUUGAGAAGUUCGAUACGAUCCCAAUAUCAGCAUACAAACCCGACGGUUUUACAGCAUCCCGUCGAGCGAGAGACGAGGAGUUCUUUACAGCCGUGCGGGAACUGACAGAAGGGGCACGAAAAUUUGGAAAGGACAACUACUACCGAUUCUCAUCCGAGUACCAAAACAUGUUCAGAGCUGUAUUCAGACACCGCAUGGAUGACAUUUGUGGCUCAUGCCCAGAUCCAACGAAUACGCUUGGUCUAGGUGGAUGGGAGACGCUCGACGAUAUAGAAUCGACUUUGGAUGCAAGUUCGAUAGGUGACUUUGAUAUUGAAUCAUACUUCGGUUUUCGGAUACAAGCUGUCGAGAAACUGAAUCCUGCUCGUUUUGGUGAUGAGACAAGUUCAAAAAUGUUCUCGUCCCCUGUCCUUGAUGAGCUUGCAAAGAAAGGGCUUCAAAGUGUUCCAGGCUCGUAUCACGCGAAGUUUCCUGCCAGGAAUCGGCGCGGUUCUGGGCUGCUUCGACGCAAAGAAUUAUGUUUCCCUUGGUGCAUAAUGAACCACGCUGCAGAGACAGGUCUUGAAUGCAAAGACACUUGGAGUGAGCCUUCUCAAACGACCUUGAAAGCUGCUUCUACAGCGUUGGCUAUGUUCGAAAAGUUGGCAAGAUUUGGAGACAAUAAAAUGAAUGACCGCCACGUGCCGCCAGUCAUCGCUAUCACUUAUAGUGGACCCGAAAUAACUGUUUGGAUUGUCUAUUUUGAGGCUGUUGAUGCACAUUACCGAGAUCAUAAAAUUCAAGCUAUUUGGAGGGGGAAUACUAUGGAUACGUGGGACGCUAUUCAGUUCUGCCGUAUCGUAGACAACAUUUUAUACUGGGCUCAACACAUUUUGAGGCCCCAGGUAUCAAGUCACAUUGAAGAGUGGGUGCGCAGAUACUGCCCGGAAGAACCGAAUCUUCACUCUCGACUGGAGAAUGAUACCGAGAUGGCGCAACUGAUCAAUAAGAUCCGAGAUCGGCUCAGCAAUUUGGGUUUAUCUUUAUCAAAGAAUCUGCCUGCUCUGGUCGAACAAGCUGUGCUGUUCCAGGAAGUCAUGAAAGCUUCCUCUCCAAAAGCUGAGAAUAUCCAAAAACAGGAGGAGAGUGUUCCAAAGCAAGAGAGUGUUCCAAAGCAAGAGAGUGUUCCAAAGCAAGAGAGUGUUCCAAAGCAAGAGAGUGUUCCAAAGCAAGAGAAGCAUGCCGAGAGAAAAGUCCCAGACAGACCUUCUCACCUCACUUCCCCAUCAACAAGUGCCAAGAUUCAGACAAAAACAUCUCUUAUCCAGGAAUUUGUUGAGAAAAGGGACCAAGAAGAAACCAAUACGAACAAGAAAGAUGGCAAGCGAGACGAGGAUCUCGGCAGUGGAAAACCGAAGCUUUUUCCCAAGCUGCCGGUGAGAUCCAAAGAAACUACCAGUGCACACUCAGAUAAGGAUAGUCAGAAGUUCCCAAGCACUGAACCCGACGCAAAUCCUGCUACAUUCAAGUUUGCAUCAAAAUCGAAAUCAGUCUCAGAGCAUGCUGGAGCUCCAAAGAAGGCCUGGUCGUUUCCAUACCAAUUCAAAACUUCUGACUUUGAGUUCCUGGAAGACUGCUCUCGUCCCUAUCCCGAGAAAGGAGAGGCUUGUAAGAUUGCAGCCACCUCUUCUCCACCAAAUCCAUACACGGCCAAGAACUUUCAAUUAAGCUUCGAGGUUGAAUACUGGUGGGGAGAUUCCUCUAAAGACGAGCCUGACUCGUGGGAGGCAAUCCAAAAGACAGCGAGAGACGUGAGAGGAGUCUCACCUGGAAUAAGUAUAUUUGGUGAUCUCGACUUCUUCAAGCUUUCAAGAGUUACCAGAGCAAAGGACCUUGACGCCAGUGGUCGAUUGACUCGCCAUGAUUCUUUUAAGAGAACGAGAUCGGAAACCAAGGCCGCAGUUGAUCGAGCGAACAGGCUAGCACCUUCACGACAGAAGCAGAUCAGACUAGCUUGGAAAGAGGAGUAUGUAAACGGGAGAUUGUUUCCUGCGAAGAGAUGACAUUGAGAAGAAGAC